AUGCUCAAAGCCACCGCAAGGAAAAUGACGGAUCCAUACAAAUCGAAGCUGAAGCUCAGUGCCAGUCACGGUGGCUCCAAUCCACUGCCCGUCGAGCCGCUGCCGGAGGAGGCUACCAAUGGUGGCCAGACAUCCCCCCAGAAGCUCAGCUUGAAGGGCAGCCAGCUGGGGGGGAGUAUUUUGAUUGGCAACUACAAUUACUUGACCCAGCUGGAGGUAUGCGAAAACGAAAUGGAGGUCUUGGACCUCAGCUCGCUGGCUCAACUGGAGAUGCUUAAGUGUAGCCGCAACAAGCUGAUGGAGCUAAUAAUCAAUGCAACCAAUCUUCAGGCUCUGGUAGCUGAUCGAAAUUACCUGCACAACAUCUCGACUACAAACACGCAUCCUGUCCCUCUGAAGCUCCAUCGCAUCGACAUCUCCCACAACAACUUCAGUGAGCUGCCCAACUGGAUUGGGGCCUGUACAUCCCUCGUCUCCUUGGAGUCCUCACACAAUCGUUUGAGCAACAUGACAGGAUUGCUUCGCAACUACAGGAUCAGCCAGUUAGCCACCUUGAAUCUGGCCUACAAUGACUUGAAGCAAAUGGAGCUGCUGCCAGAAGCCUUUGGCAGCGUACAGAGUCUCCAGCUGCAGAGUAACGAACUACAGGCUCUGCCGGAUAACUUCUUUGCCGUGACCCAUGCCCGACUGGACACGUUGAAUGUCUCCUGCAACAAGUUGGCCACUUUGCCACGCUACGAGCAGAAUAACCACGCCGCCCUGAUUAAUCUCUUCCUGUCCGGAAACCAACUUAACGACACCAUUUUCGAGUCAUUGCACAAUGCUGCCAAACUGAGGGUCCUUCAUCUGGCCUACAAUCGCAUAGGACUGGUACCCGCAACCUGCAUCCGCAACUGGCAGGAUCUGGAGAUCCUGGUUCUGUCGGGCAAUAUGCUUCAACAACUUCCCGAGGAGGUGGCCACCCUUGGCCAGCUGAAAGUGCUCCGCUGCUGCAACAACCUUCUCCUGAGCACGCCACAAUUGGCCAAAUUGGGAAAAUUGAAGGUCCUGGAUCUCUCGCACAAUCACCUGGAUCGGGUUAAUCUGGUGGCAUUAGUUCCGACGAGGAAUCUCAAGUACCUGGAUUUAUCAGGGAACCUUCAAUUACAGGUGGACGAGCAACAAUUCAAGGUUUGUCAGACGCAGAGCCAACGGCACUGGAGCCUGAUCGACGUGUCUGGCAACAACCGAGCUGCUUUGCCCACGACCACUCUCCGACAGGUGAACGUGCAAAGGAGUCAGAACAAGUCGGCGCCGUGGAGUAUGGGAUUUGCGGAAACUCCAGGCUCUGGGGAUUGCCGGAAGCUUUCGGUCUGUCAGCUUAGGGCUCCCAACUAUGGCGGAUCCGAUGAGGCGCUCUACGGAAUGUUCGAGGCGAUGGAGGGCCAGGGCCGUGUGGCCCAAGAUAUGGUUCAACUCAUUCCCGAUCUAAUGAAGCAGGAGCAGUUGGUCAAGGAAGCGGCAAUGAAGGAUUACAUCAAGUUUACGCUGCUGGCGGCGCAGCAGCAAUGCGGCAGGGUGAGAAGUGCCGCAGUGUUCCAUCUCACCAGGACACGGGCUCCAUCGAAGGUCAGACCUCUGAAGAGCAAGCGUUAUGUUCUACGCAUGGCCUGCACUGGUCGACUGGACUCAUACCUUGUCAGACGAACAGCCCAGUUGCGUCUAACGGAAACGGAAACUGAGCACGGUCCCGCAAUGGCAUUAAGGGAUCCACAUGUCUUGGAGCUCACCCUCAGCAAUGACGACGAGUAUCUGGUGGUGGGCAAUGCCCAACUAUGGUCUGUAAUGGACAUUGAUCGGGCUGCCCGAGAGAUCCGCAAGGAGGAGAACGCCUUGCUGGCAGCCAAGCGGCUAGUGGACAUCGCCCAGAGUCUGGGGGCAAUGGAAAACCUCAGUGUGAUUGUGGUGCGUUUCCGGCACCUGGGCACCGACGUGGACCACCUUAUCCGGGAACUGAAGCAGAGCGUCCGUAAGAAGCCUGCACCGGUUCCCGUGCCAGCGUCUACUGUGUCUGUCUGCAAACGCACCUGCUGUGACCGAAGUAAUGCCUGCAGGCACCGAGCCAUCGAGCAGGAGCCCCUGGCUGGUCGAUCAUCGCCGAGCGGCCAGAGUGAUCGAGAUUUGUUGGCCAAGGACAAGGCGGACGGAGGCGGAGACGAGUUCGUGUUGGCCCACGCUCGGGUCCUUCAGGAGGAGCAGCAACUAGAGAUGCUUGACGAGACGGAAUCGGUUCUCUCUGAGGAGCAGUUCAAGUGCUGGGAGUACAUGUUGGAACAGAACACGCAGCUCCUCUUCGAUAAGGAGCUGAAUACCAUUUCCAAAUCCUUUACCAAGCAGCGACCCAUGCCCAGUGCCAUCCUGGCUGCUCCAGUUACGGAUCGCAACGACUUCACCUCGAACCUGAUGCGCAGCGUGACCAACAAAUUCAUCUCCUCCAGCACCCCGCAACUGCCACAGCCUCUGGCCUGCUCCACACCGAACUCUGUCCCCCUGGGAUCGUAUCCACACAUCAAGCAGCCGGUCCCUGGACAUUUCGGCAGUGCCCUAUCCUUCCAACAGGCACACAGCUAUGGAUACAAUUUGUUUGAUGCAAAGGCGCGCAAGUUCUCCGGAAGCUCCGCCAAGCGAGGCGGAGGACCCCAUUCGGCAUAUUUCGGAUCCCUCCAACGCCUAAUGCCCUACAACUUUGAGUACGAUUUCGCGGUGACUCAAGAACGGGAUCGGAACAUCUUGGACGAGGAGGAACACGACGAGGAUGAGUUCAAUGAGCAUGAGAGCCGUAUGCGAAAAUACUGGGGAGUGGCUACCACAGAACUCUAG
Drosophila serrata is the source of this 2859-nucleotide messenger RNA. RefSeq names its product PH domain leucine-rich repeat protein phosphatase (gene Phlpp). Gene Ontology annotation, molecular function: protein binding. The record is from RefSeq and is a predicted model, not a curated record. Gene Ontology annotation, cellular component: cytoplasm. NCBI's taxonomy places the organism in Eukaryota, Metazoa, Arthropoda, Insecta, Diptera, Drosophilidae.